CUCUUUAUUCUCUUUAAUUUUCAGUUUUUAAAUCCAAAUGAUCAAAUGUGAUCAUUGGAAGUUUUGGCGGGAAAGUUAGUUAAAGUUGUUAGCUAGCUUGAAGAAUAAGUUGCUUAAAAUUAGGGGGUUUGUUAGAGAGUUAGUUAGCUGUUUUUGGCAGCUUAUAAACUAAUUCGGGUACAUUGUAUUAGCAUCAUAAUACAAUACAAAUCUUCCCAAACUCUCUCUCUCUCUCUCUCUCUCUAGAUCCAACUCAUCACUAUCACUGAGUUCUUCAAUAAUAUCACCUGGAAUCUCUACAGUAAAUAACUGUGGUUCCCUAAAUUGACACUUGUGAUUCCUGUCAUAUGGAGCAUCACAGUAGUAACACAAUCCCUUGGCAAUCUUUUCUUGCCUGACAUCAGCUGGUAUGUAUUUGAAGUUUUUUGUUCUUUGUUGUGGGUAUUUGGUCAAGGAUAAGGUGGUAUUUGGUUUAAUUUGUGGUGUAGGUAAGAGUGGUGGUUUGCUGUUGGUUAGGAGUGGUACAGACUGCAAUGGCUUUGGGCUAUAAAAUGGUUGUUUGUAGGUUGUUUUUGUAGCUACCAGAUUCUCCUCCUGUAACCUAGCCAAAUCAAUGGCUUCAGAAAUGGAAUCAGGUUUAAAGGCUUUAACAAAAGGUUUAACAGCUGCUUUAAGUCCACCAACAAAUCUUUCCAACAAGUAAGUUUCAGGCAAGAUAUGGUUAUUCAUCAUCAUGAUUGACCUCAAAUUCUCAAAUUCAUCCACAUAAUCCUCUAAUAAACCAGUUUGCUGCAAUUUAUUAAAAUUUUCAACCACAUUUUGUGCUGAACUAUCCCUGAAUCUAGCAUACAAAUCGGCCACAAAAUCAUUCCAAUCAACUAUUAUACUUUUUCUAACUGACAAAUAAUUCAUCACCCAACUCUCAGCCUUAUCUGUCAUGUUGAGAGAGGCAAGAUCCACCUUCUGUUCCUCAGGGACUUUACAUAAUGAGAAGUACUUGCAGCAUUUUUUUACCCAAAUUCUAGGGUUGGUGCCAUCAAAUUUAGGAAAAGUAAGCUUGGGAUUCAUACCUAGUGUUCUGUGAGGUUGAGAUUUUGGAGUCGAGAAUGAAGUAUCUUCAUUGCUAGUUGCUGAAUCCUUAAGAGUCUGCAUAAACUUCAUCAUCUCUUCGAAUUUUUGCUCCAUUUUUUUGUUCUGAUCUUCGAGUUUGGAGUUCUGCUCCUCCAACCUCUUUUCUAAAUUUUUGAAUUGAUCCUCCAUAGCUGCCUUUCUUCUGGUAGCAGCAGCCAGUUCUAGCUUCAAUCAACUGCAGGGAGAGAGUUUUUUUUUUAGCAGCGAUUGGCUCUGAUACCAAUGAUAAGGGAGCUCGGAUAGCUCUCCUUUAAUGGAAGCCAACAACAGAUUCUAAAAGAAGAAUGUGACUCAGAGAUAAGAAGAAGAAGAGAAUUCAGAAUUCAGAUGAAAGGAGAGAGAGAGAGAGAGUUUGGGAAGAUUUGUAUUGUAUUAUGAUGCUAAUACAAUGUACCCGAAUUAGUUUAUAAGCUGCCAAAAACAGCUAACUAACUCUCUAACAAACCCCCUAAUUUUAAGCAACUUAUUCUUCAAGCUAGCUAACAACUUUAACUAACUUUCCCGCCAAAACUUCCAAUGAUCACAUUUGAUCAUUUGGAUUUAAAAACUGAAAAUUAAAGAGAAUAAAGAGUUCUCCUAUAACAGUUCGUCAACGGAUUCAAGGCAAACGGUACUUUCUAGUUCUUGAUGAUGUCUGGAAGGAGGAUCGCAACGAAUGGGCUAAGUUAAGAGAUUUCUUGCUUUUGGGUGUAGAGGGAAGUAGAAUUAUCGUAACUACCCGCUCACAAAGGGUGGCAAGAGCUAUAGGAGAUUAUCCUAUGCACGAGCUGAAAGGUUUGUCAGAUGAAGAUUCUUGGUGCUUGUUUGAGAGAAUAGCAUUUAACCAAGGGAGUAAACAGGUAGACGAUGCACUUGUUGUCGUUGGAAAAAAUAUUGUGAAAAAAUGUGCAAAUGUUCCUCUCUCAAUAAGGGUAAUAGGCAGCAUGCUGUAUGAUCAAGAUAAAAGCAAGUGGCUGUCAUUUCAAGAAAUAGAUUUGGCUAAGAUAAGGCAAGGUGAAGAUGGUAUAAUGCAAAUAUUGAAGUUUAGUUACUAUCAUCUUACUCGUGAAUUAAAGACCUGUUUCAGCUAUUGUGCACUCUUCCCCAAGGAUUAUGAAAUCAGGAAAGAGUUUCUGAUCAAUCUUUGGUUAGCAGAGGGUUGUCUUGAAUGUCCGAAGAAAAUUCGAAAUGAAGAAGAUGUUGGUGAGGAAUAUUUUUCAAUUUUGUUGCAGAGAUGCUUUUUUCAAGAUAUGGUAAUGGAUGAGCAUGGUGAAAUUUAUUCAGUCAAAAUGCACGAUUUGAUCCAUGAUCUCACACAAGUAGUAGCUGGAAAAGAGUCGUGCUUAGUGAUGGAUACUAGCACAAGCCAUCUGAACAAGAAAAUUCAUCAUGUCUCAGUUGCUGUUAGGCAUUCCCUGUUGCCUUGUGCGGGUGAUACUUUGGGCAAGAUGAGGAUAAUGCGUACUCUCCUUCAACUUCAACGACCUGGUUUUGAUGAUGAAGUAUUUUGUGAAUCUGACGUGGCCAUAAUACUUGCAAAUUGCAGGCAUUUACGGGUGUUGGACUUGAGUAGGCUUCAUAUAAGAUCUUUAGGUAAUUCAUUAAACAACCUAUUACAUUUAAGAUAUCUUGAUCUCUCUUUCAAUCGUGAUCUGGAGAGGCUUCCUAAAUCGAUUUCAAAGCUGUAUAAUUUGCAAGUAUUAAAGCUAAAAUAUUGUGUACAACUAAAAGAGUUGCCGGAGGACUUGAGAGAAUUAGUUAAUCUUAGGCACCUUGAUAUAUCUGGGUGUGAUGCAUUGACUCAUAUGCCUGCAGGUAUGGGUAGUUUGAUUAAUCUUAACACGCUGUCAACGUUUGUUUUGGGUGGAGGAAGUUCUAACCAAGUGCACAUCGGUCAGCUUAGAGAACUGAUGCCUCUAAAUAACCUUAGAGGUGAACUUAAAAUUCAAUUUAGAGAGAGUUAUUCAUAUGAUGCAACAAAUGCCGAGGAGGGAUCAUAUUUGUUAAGCAAAAAACACAUCAAGGCUUUAGUAAUAAAGGGGGCUAAGUACGAAACACCAAUUGUUCUUGAUGAAAGAUUACUGGAAGUCCUCCAACCCCACCAUGAUCUUAUACUGAUUAAGAUUUAUGGAUAUAAAAGCAUCCGAUUGCCAGGUUGGGUUGCAGCAAUUGCGGCCAAUUUACCACGACUUGUUAGAAUCUGUCUGGAGCGUUUUGAAAGGUUGCAACAUUUGCCACAGCUGAGUCAACUCCAGCAUCUCAAAAUCCUUCAACUCGAUAACAUGCCCGGUGUAGAGUACAUGGAGGAUGAUAAGGGUAAUAUUCCUUGUUUUCCUUUACUUGAGGAGCUUAUUCUGUGGAAUUUUCCAAAGUUAAAGGGAUGGUGGAGACCAGAAGUAGGGGUGGAAACGGAUGGUGUCAUCCCUGGUCUUCAUAAAUUGACGAUCUUUGGUUGCCCAAAUUUGACAUCUUUUCCUGGAAUUCCACAUGUGAAAGAGAAGAGAGCAAACAAGUUCAACCCCUACUGGUGAUGACAUUAUUAAUUUGAAUACUUUAGAAAUAGACAAUAUGGGGUUAGUGAAUUCUCUUUUUGGGGAGUCUUUACAAAGUAUUAGAUCUCUCAAAUUAAUCUUUUCUGAGGUGGAGAUUCUGUCUAGUUAUGCAGAGAGUUGGGUAAGACACGUAUUGUCAAUUGAAAACCUGCAAUGAACCUAAAGAGUCUGUUAGGAGGAGGAAUAGAGCAUAUGAUCAACUUGCACAGUCUCCGACUUUCGGACUGCCAUAAACUGGAAUUGGAAGAAAAGGAAGAUGGGAUGCCAUGGAAAGCCUUUCAUAAACUCACAAUCUUCCAAAGGUUGUAAAACUGCCCAAGGGGAUUCAAUACUUGUUUUCCCUUGAAACCCACGUUAUUGAACGUCUCGAAAACUUAGAAGACCUUCCAGAAUGGCUCCAUCACCUCACGUCUUUAAGAACACUGACUAUUAUGGUUUGCCACAAAGUGAGGUCGUUGCCAGAAUCAAUAAGCCGCAUCCCCUCCCUCACAUCUCUUUCCAUAUCAAGUUGUGAUGGGUUGAGGGAAAGAUGUCGAGAACCAGAACCAGAACCAGAACCAGAACCAGAACCAGAUGGAGAAGACUGCUCCAAAAUACGCCACAUCCCCGAUUUAGAUCUUAAAUAUAUCUGACUCAAUGGCCUCCAGGAACACCAUUGAGAGACUGCUCUCAUGUGAAUGCUGCAAUGCUGUAUGUGUGUCACUCAGAGUGACUCAGUCCUCACUCCUCUGUGGUCUGAAUCUGGAAAAACAGGAUGCUGUUGGUGUCGCAAAACCUAAAGACUGUCUUUCAAUAAUUCGUAUAGGCCCUGCUUGGUCUGAAGAGCACGCGCUGUUGUUUGACUUGUUUCUCCUGCAGUAUUCAGUUAAUCAGUUGUGCAUAUCAUCAUUUUAGAUUCGCAAAGUGGACAAUUGAAAGAUGAAUUUCAGUAGGUGGAUCAGUGGAUUGCUUGCAAGUUAUAAGUGUUCGGUUUUUGGACUCGAAUCACUCCGUAAGAGACGAGUACAUGUCAAUGUACUGUAAUUUACAUUUCAACUAGAUUGUGUUUUGUUACUGGCUUUGUGUGGUCUGGAAAAAUCUUCUACAACCACUUUUACUAUGUAAGAGAUAGUAAGGAUUCAUAUUUUGCUUCCAUUUAAGCACUAGUAUUUAUUUCUCUAGUUCAAGAGUUUGUUAUCAUGCAUCCUUUUGGGUAUAUUAUAUGCAGGUGUUCUCUUGCUACUUCUUGUAUAUCUACUCUUUUUUUUUGGC
Spinacia oleracea (spinach) is the source of this 4913-nucleotide messenger RNA. RefSeq names its product putative disease resistance protein RGA3. The record is from RefSeq and is a predicted model, not a curated record. The transcript has 2 exons. Gene Ontology annotation, biological process: defense response to other organism. NCBI's taxonomy places the organism in Eukaryota, Viridiplantae, Streptophyta, Magnoliopsida, Caryophyllales, Amaranthaceae. Gene Ontology annotation, molecular function: ADP binding. Bases 1890 to 3641 code for a protein of 583 amino acids.